CCUGCUGUGUUUACUGUGAAAGAGUGCAAGUUGGAUUGUCAUGUAGUAAGCAAUACAGAGGACGCAGGAUUUAUUUACUCAAGUUGUAAAUAUCCAUUUUAGGUUGCCGUCCCCAGGGUAAAUCGAUCAAUGAGGUAACCGUGUUAUCUUUUGCGUGCAUUAUUUGGCUUUUAAAGAAAUUUACGGAGGGAUUCGAAGCCAAAGUAUGUAUCGGUCUCUGUAUGCCUUUCGAUCCGCGGAGCCCAACUCGCUUCAGUUUGCGGCCGGGGAGAGCUUUCUGAUUCUGGAGCGAAGCAACAAACACUGGUGGCUUGGAUCUCGCUGCACCUCCGGUGAGACGGGAUACAUCCCCGCAUCUUAUGUCGAAAAGAUUCAGGCCCCAGAACAGGAUGAUGUGUUGCAGUCCAUCGACAGAGCAAUCGAAGGCAUCCAUAAUGUGGCCAUGAAGAAUGGGGGCAAAUACAAUCUUGAACAGAGAGAUGUCCUACAGAAGUUGAUCCACCACAGGAAGGAGACCCUGGCACGACGAAGCCCGACUCCAUCCAAGCACGGUCUGCCCUCCUCCACCAGCGAGCUGUCUCUCACCAACACCCCUCAGCCCCCCAAUGGGCUCAGUCGACGCCAGGCCAGCGUGCCAGUGUCAGGGAGUCUGGAGAACAUGCAGGGAGAACAGGGCUUUUACCAGGUUCCUCCUCAACCUCGCCGGGCAGCGCCCCUCACCCCACCCCCCCCUGAGAAGCAGAGAGCUACCAGACGUCCAGCGGCACCAGACAUUCCCUCCGAAGCGUCAUCUGUGCCUCCCUCUCCUGGCCCCGCUCCUGAUGCAGGCUUGGGCCUGUCCCCAGCCGUUAGCUCAGCUUCUCUAGACUCCAGCUCCUCCCACUCAGUGAUCUCCUCUGAUAUCAGCCUUCCCAGUGUGGCCAGCACCCCGCCUCCGGUCCCAAGUCGGGUCAAGCCCCCUGCCCCCCAACCUGACGACACCCACCCCAACCCCAACCCCCCACCACAACCGCUUCCCUCAAACAGAGGCCCUGCACCUCAGCCUCCGUCCCAGACCCAGCCCCAACCUACAAUACCCUUACAGCCAAGCUUGGAUGACCAAUCAGAAACAGAGUGGCCCGUAGCCCCUCCCCCUGUCACAGAGAGUCCCCUGGGGAGCCCCACCAGGGCGGAGCCCUUUCCCAUGACGACGGGGGCGGAGCUGAUCGAGCUGGUGCGUAAGAACACGGGCCUUAGUUACGAGCUGUCGCGAGUGGCCGUCGGCGUUGUCGUGGGACACCUGCAGACCGCCUUACCUCAAGCCUCCUCCGACUUAGAGAAAGUCCUUCUCUCACUGGUGGAGAGCAAGGAUUUGGGUUCAGCGUUGCCGCGGGGACAGGUGUGUCACGAUGAGCAGCGUCUGGAGGUGAUCUUCGGCGACCUGGCUCGCCAUCGCGAGGACUCCCAGCAGCGCAGCUGGGCCCUCCACGAGGACCACACCCUCAUAGCCUGCUAUCUGGAGGAGCUGCUGAAGAUACUGACCGACGCAGACCCGGAGGUGUGUAACAGGAUGUGCAAGACCAACCAUUCUGAACCGGUACUGUCACUGGUCUCCUACUAUCAGAUGGAACACCGUGUGUCCCUUCGCCUGCUGCUGCUCAAGGUGUUCGGAGCCGUGUGCAGCCUGGACGCAGCCCUCAUCUCCACCCUGCUCAACUCCAUUCUGCCCAUGGAGCUAGCCAGGGACUUACAGACGGACACCCAGGAGCACCAGAAGAUGUGUUACACUGCUUUGGUGCUGACGAUGAUCUUCUCCAUGGGCGAACAAGUUCCCUAUCACCACUACGAGCACUUGAACGCAGGGUUUGUCCAGUUCAUUCUGGACGUGGUGGAGGAGGGUCUUCCAUCAGACCCCACUGAGCAGCUGCCAGAUCUCUGUCUCAACCUCCUCCUGGCCUUCAACCUGCACCUCUCUGUGCCCAGUAACAACGUCAUCAUGCAGACCGUAAUGAAGAAAAACCCUAAGAUCCUCACAGAGAAAGUUCUGCUGCUGCUAAACAGAGGGGAUGACCCUGUGUGUGUCUUCAAACACGCCCCCCCGGCCCCACACUCCGUCCUUAAGUUCCUCCAGGAUGUCUUUGCCAGCCGAGAAUCUGCUGACAUCUUCUACCGCACUGACAUGAUGGUGAUGAUUGACAUCAUAGUUCGACAAAUCUCUGACCUGUCACCUGGAGACAAGUUGAGGAUGGAGUAUCUCUCCCUCAUGCACUCCAUCAUGCGCUCCACAGACUACUUGGAGCACCGACACCGUGUCAGUGACCUGCAGGGGGCGCUGCGCAUGAUUCUGAACGAGGAAGCAGAUGACGAAACCCUUGGCGAUGGGGGUGGAGCCACGGCCAAACAGAUGGAUAAACUAAUAGUACAGCAGGUCUAUAAGGAAUUCCCCCAACUGAACGAAAGCUGAAUAAGACACUUGUGGCCUUCCCCACAGUAGCCUGCUCUGUUAUCCUGUGGAGAUGUCGCUGUCUAUAUGCUUUGGGUUGACUGGUUAGCUAGCUGUGAGAACACAUCAGUGUCUCCUCUACACUAAUUUAGGCUAGAUUAUGGCUUGUCCUAGACUAAAUCACUCUUUCAAGAAGUCUGUUGAAGAUGGGGGUUGUUUUUAGUUUGGGGUUAAGAUUAAUCUAGACCUGGGAACCCGGUGGUAAAGUCUGCUUCCUUAAAAGGGAAAUAACUACUCUGAGUAGCUUGUUCCUGAUAGCAUACUGUAUUCUUACACUGUUCUUUUUCUGUAUUUUUCUGUGUUUCACUCUCGCUCUUACAAGGUGGCAUGGCAUCACAGUAGGUUUUAGGUUUAAAGACAAAAGUUGUGUUCACUUAUCUGUGGUCCUGACUCUUAACCUGAAGCAUAGCUUAACUAUUGCUAUCUGCGCUAAUUGCUUUGUGCUUGGCAUAGCCUAGCCUGGGAGGCCGAUCUGUCUUGUCAUGGUUAAUCUGCUCUGGCAGAGUGGUCUGGCCAAACUCCCGUUCAAACAGAUUUCCCUCUGGUACGAAGUGCCGUGCCAAUCGCAACCUUUUACCGAAUACAGGACUGGUUUAAUACAAUGACAGAACAGAGAAGCACCAUGGAGGCAUUUUGGUAAUCAACCAAGGUGGUGUUUCGUUCGCUAUACAAUUCUAUACCACUGGGUCCAGGGGGGUUCGGCCUGCGCCCCUUGAUAAUGCCAGACUACGCAUUUGCGAUUUGGCCGUGAAAAGCUCAACAGAACAAGUGUUAGACAGGUCCUGGUCUGUGCUUCUGCUAGGAUACGGCUAGCUGCAGAGUAACAGUAUUAUAAAGCAAGGCUAAACCAGUGCAAUGGCUGCUUCUAAUACGUCUUCUAAACCAGCUCUGACUACCUGUGUGGACUAUGACUGAAAGGGAAUAUAUGUAUUGUUAAUGCACUUGUUGUUAAUGUUAAGGGAUUUUCAGAUGGCUCCACCUACUCACUUAACUUGUUUUGUAGUUGUAUUUUUUUAAUGUUUCAUGACAGUAGUGGUGUUUUGGCUGGUGAGAAUCGUGGUGUUUUGACUGGUGAGAAUAGUGGUGUUUUGGCUGGUGAGAAUAGUAGUGUUUUGGCUGGUGAGAAUAGUGGUGUUUUGACUGAUGAGAAUAGUGGUGUUUUGGCUGGUGAGAAUAGUGGUGUUUUGGCUGGUGAGAAUAGUGGUGUUUUGGCUGGUGAGAAUAGUGGUGUUUUGGCUGGUGAGAAUAGUGGUGUUUUGGCUGGUGAGAAAAGUGGUGUUUUGGCUGGUGAGAAUAUUCUCCACUAUUGUCCCAAAUUCAACACCCGACUAGUCAGUUUGAGGCUCACUUAACAAGCGAGGGCCGUCCACCCCACACCAGUUCUGUAGUGACCAGUGCCGGCCCAAGCCUUUAUGGAGCCUUAAGCAGAAUUAACUUGGGGGGCCCCUCGGUGACGCCAAUACAAUAUAUAUAAUAUAUAUAUAAUUUUUAAAUGAAACUGUAAUUUCAUGUGGUCUUGGGGGCCCUCUGGUGGCCACGGGGGCCCUAAGCAGCCGCUUAGUUCGCUCAUGCCUUGGGCCGGCUCUGGUACUGACCACCGUGUUCUCCAAUCCUUAUCCGUUUCGGACACUAAUUUAGUUAAUUCACCACACGCCCUCGCAUCUGUUACAGUGAUGUCUCUUGGUUUCAUAUCUUAUUUUUAUUACUUAACACUUGGUUUAAUAAGAGGCAUUUGAGGAGGUGUUUUGUUUGAGUAACAUAAACAAAUCACAUACACAGUUGGUUUUUAAUAAUGUCUAUUCUUAUAUACUGUAUGUGUGUUCAUGAGUGUUGAUCAGUAAAUUAAGUAUGAGUAACCCUACAUGUGAUUAAUGUAUGUUUUGUAAAUGGGUUUGUGAGAGUGUUCGUCAUUUCCCCUUAAAUCUAUGCCCUGCUUUCCCCUAAACCACCACCACUGUGUCAUGGUAACUACUUAAAAUAUAUUUUCUAAAAGAAAGAUAGAAAAUGAAAUGGUUGGAAAGGCGAUAUGGGGUCAACUGUAUUUUCCUAAUGUUUACAAUGCAAAUAAACAUCUCAAUUAAG
Molecule: messenger RNA, 4564 nt
Organism: Osmerus eperlanus (European smelt)
Lineage: Eukaryota; Metazoa; Chordata; Actinopteri; Osmeriformes; Osmeridae
Product: NCK-interacting protein with SH3 domain-like
Exons: 13
Coding region: 206-2443 (745 amino acids)
Biological process (GO): endocytosis
Molecular function (GO): Arp2/3 complex binding; protein binding
Source: RefSeq, a predicted model, not a curated record